CUCCUGGCUCAGCGCAUGGAAGGCGAGGACAAGGAGGAACAUUUGAGGGCCGCAUUCCGUACCUUCGAUCAGGAUAACAGUGGGAAGAUAUCCGCACAGGAACUGCGUCAAGUGAUGAUCAACCUCGGUGAGAAGUUGACAGACCAAGAGAUCCAAGAGAUGAUCGACGAAGCUGAUUGUGACGGUGAUGGACAGAUCAACUAUGAAGAGUUUGUGAAGAUGAUGGUCGGCAAGUCGUGAAGAGAUGCGCCUGACUGAACCUAAACAACAUCCAGUCACUCCUACCAUCGCUUAUUAAUACUCUUCAUCAUCAUCGCCAUCAUCUUCAUCAUCACUCAAAAUUACAUCUUCAUCGUCGUCAUUUUUGCCAUCACUCAUCCUUGUUAUCGGCUGCAACAUCAGUUUCAUUAUCAUUUCGUGCUCCCCGUCAACUUUCAUUUAAUCAUCUUAGCCGUCAACCGGAAGAACAUCUUGAAACAUCAUUGUCAAUAUCAUUUUAAUUUAAUUACGUCAUUAUCUCAAUCCUUAUCACUAUUAUCAUCUUAAUCAUUUCAUCGUCAUCUUUACUAUCAUCAGCCAACUAUUUAAACGCUGUCACAGUGGCAACUUUCGUCAGAGGUUUCAUCAUUUUGACAUCGCCUGACCACGCACCGCAGUCUUCAUUGUAUUAACGUCAUCAUUGAUGUAUCAUCAUCAUCACCAUUAUCGUCUCCAUCGUCAUCAUCACCAUCAUCAUCAUCACCAUUACCGUCUCCAUUAUCAUCAUCACCGUCAUCGUUAUUAAUGUUCGCCUCUAUAUUUUCAACAUUUAUGUCUUAAAAUAUUUUAAACUACAAUCUUCAUUAACAUUUAGAAGUGUAUUAAUGAAAUUUCAUUACCAGCACAAUUUUUAAAUCAUUUAUUCAUUUAAUUUUUUAUAAUGAUUUAUUCAUUCAUUCACUCAAUUAUCAAGUUUAUAAUUAAUUAUUAAUGUCGUCAUGCAUCUUACAUUCAAUUAACUAUUAAUUUUCAAGAGUAUUCAUUCCUUUUUUUCGAAUCAUUCCCAAAAUUAUCCAUCCAUCCAUCUUCUCACACUUUCAACCUGUCAAUCCAUCUGUUCAUUCCUUCAAUUUUCACCCAUCUAUUAUUCAAUUAGUUUCAAACUAUCUUCUUUCACUCCUUCAUUUAUUCAUUAAAUUUAAACGUAACGGUAUCUUGAAAUUUUGUUUUGCCAUUUUUAAAUUUAGCGACAUAUUUUAAUAUAUAAAACUCUAUAAGUUUUAUGUGUAUAUAUAUAUAUAUAUAUAUAUAUAUAUAUAUAUAUAUAUAUAU
Messenger RNA from Helobdella robusta, 1311 nucleotides. RefSeq lists its product as hypothetical. The transcript is spliced from 4 exons. Gene Ontology annotation, molecular function: calcium ion binding. Bases 16 to 240 code for a protein of 74 amino acids. NCBI's taxonomy places the organism in Eukaryota, Metazoa, Annelida, Clitellata, Rhynchobdellida, Glossiphoniidae. The record is from RefSeq and is a predicted model, not a curated record.